AUGAGUGUGGUGACGGAUUUGGUGUUCGCGCUGUUGAAGCGCGAAGCGGAGGAGCCGGAUACUGAGGAGCCUACCGAUCCCGGCGAAUCGGAAAUAAUAUCAUCAUGGGCGUUAUUUAUCCAGGUAUCGCUACUGAUAUUAGCACUGUUCUGCAGUUACUACCUGCAGCUGAAGAAGAUACAGGCGGUACACGAGACUGUGGUGUCGAUUUUUGCGGGUAUGUUCGUGGGGCUGUUAAUCAGGGUCACUCCUGGUGACAAUAUUCAAAACCUUGUCAAAUUCGACUACCAGAUCUUCUUCAAUGUACUUUUACCACCGAUUAUUCUCAACUCGGGUUAUGAGCUACAUCAAGCGAAUUUCUUCCGGAAUAUAGGUUCGAUUUUGACGUUUGCAUUUGCUGGGACUUUCAUUUCGGCAGUAGUUCUAGGAACCAUAGUAUUCAUCUGGUCCUGGGGGCCUCUAGAGACGCUUGAUAUCUCAUACGUUGAAGCUAUUGCGGUUGGCGCGACCCUUUCCGCGACGGACCCUGUUACUAUUCUCGCUAUAUUCAACACAUAUAAAGUGGAUCCGAAGCUUUAUACUGUGAUUUUUGGAGAGAGUAUUUUGAACGAUGCAGUUGCUAUUGUUAUGUUCGAGACCGCUCAACGUUUCCACGGAGCUGGACAUGGACCAGCAAGUGUUGGAAGUCUGUUCAAGGGUAUCGGUAUUUUCUUCAUUGUCUUCACCGUGAGUUUAUUGAUUGGGGUCUUUAUCGGCAUCGGAACGGCUUUAUUAUUGAAAUAUACAUAUAUUCGGAGAUUCCCGAAGAUCGAGAGUUCCUUUAUCCUCCUGAUAGCAUAUUCGUCGUACCUUUUUUCGAACGGAUGUCACAUGUCUGGGAUCGUAUCACUACUAUUUUGCGGUAUCACACUCAAACACUACGCUUAUUACAACAUGUCCCGCCGAACUCAGCUCACCACUAAAUAUCUCUUCCAAGUUCUCGCUCAGCUUUCCGAGAAUUUCAUCUUCAUUUACCUCGGCCUUUCACUCUUUACUGACACCCAGCUUGUCUUCCGCCCUCUCUUCAUCCUCGUCACUACAAUCGGUAUCUGCGUUGCUCGCUGGGCUGCAGUAUUUCCUCUCUCUAAACUCAUCAAUUUUGUCAUUCGCUCCCGUGCAAGAGCACGCGGGCAAACCGUGGCUGAUGAACUCCCGCACUCGUAUCAGGCGAUGCUCUUUUGGGCCGGACUUCGUGGAGCUGUCGGCGUAGCCCUCGCUGCCGGUAUCACGGGCGAGAACGGGAACCCACUCCGCGCAACAGUCCUGGUCGUCGUCGUGCUCACUGUCAUCGUCUUUGGCGGUACUACAGCUCGAAUGCUUGAGAUUUUAGGUAUUCGUACAGGCGUAGUGGAAGAAAUAGAUUCUGAUGAUGAGUUUGAUAUCGAGACCGUUGGUCCCUACUUUAAGUCUCCCCGUGGAGGCAUGGGCCCCAAUUCUGUCCCCCUCUCCAAUGUUGACAGCGGCAUCUACGCCUCGGGUCAACGGGGUGUCUCCCCAGACACACAAGAUACACCGCUUGGUAGGCGCGGCCGACGGGAGCCGGAGCUUCUGCGUACAGACUCGAAUGAUAGCGAUGCUGAUAGUGAUAUCGAUGACCUGCCACCUAUGAUACCGACUACCGUACGCCCCCGUGGGGCAUCCAUAACUAGAACUGCAAGUGCAAGUGCAAGUGCAAGUGGGAACGGCGAAGGUAGCAGUACUCAGGCGCAAACGCAGCCACAUGCUGCAAGCAUAGGCAUCACCGCUGGUAGUGCGUUCAAUAGCUUAACAGGUAUAUUUUCGGGAACUAGCGAGGACCAGGCCGAGUGGUUCCGGAAACUGGAUGAGGGUUACAUCAAGCCUACACUGCUACUGGACCCGGGGAAGGGUAAUGGGGGCGGAAACGGUUAUAGGGGCCCAGGGGCUGUUUAA
Messenger RNA from Morchella importuna, 1950 nucleotides. RefSeq lists its product as uncharacterized. Gene Ontology annotation, molecular function: sodium:proton antiporter activity. The coding region runs from base 1 to 1950 and encodes 649 amino acids. Gene Ontology annotation, biological process: vacuolar acidification; sodium ion transport; proton transmembrane transport. The transcript is spliced from 5 exons. The record is from RefSeq and is a predicted model, not a curated record. NCBI's taxonomy places the organism in Eukaryota, Fungi, Ascomycota, Pezizomycetes, Pezizales, Morchellaceae. Gene Ontology annotation, cellular component: fungal-type vacuole membrane; early endosome; late endosome.